UUGGUCAUUUCUCCAUUUUCUUUGGUGUUGUCUCGGUGAUUCUCUUGCGUGUUUUUUUUUCCUUUCAUUUCUUUCAUUUCUUCAAUUUUUUUUCCACUAUUUCCUCGUCCCCCUCCUUCACCCUCUCCCUCCCACGCUCCUCGCCCGUUCCUCAGGCGGGUCAUUGUUACUCUUAACGUCGUGGUUGUGUUGCCUCCGUUAUUAUACAUUGACCUCCUUGCUCUUUACUGUGAGGCUUGACCUUGUCGCCGUUCUGGGGUAACAACCGGGAAACCACCGUGGUACUCCGUGCAAGAAGCCGCAUUUCUCGGCGUUUUUUUUUUUUUUUUCCUGCUCUUUGGCUUCGCUCUAACCCUUUAUCCCCGAGAACGUCGUGUCAACGAGCUCUGGCUCGUUAAAUUAUUUAUUAUUAUUUUUACCUUCUUGCUACGAAUACUUAACCUCAUCUCUAUCCAUCACCCUUACGGUCGGGGCAGGUGCCUCACACGGGUAUACCGUUACGGCCACUCCUGCAGCGUUGAGCUAAAUAUCCUCCUUUUAAUAUCCCGGCACAGCUUCCGAGAUUUCUUUUGGUUACACAGUGCUUGGUCGGGUAGCAGAUGAGUUCUGGAUACGACUUUGCUACAAAAACCUGUGUGCUGGGAAACUCAUAGCUCGGAAGUUGUCUUCAUCUUCAUCUCUUCACCACACUUUUGGGGGAGUUGGGAGAUCCCUAGAUAGGAUGAUGACGGCCAAUCCUGCGCAACCUCGUAUGAGCCCUUCUGGGUCGCUACAGCUUGACGAUGAAACUCUACGGCUUGUAGGGCAAAUGGUUAUGGUAGGAUUCGAAGGGCUCACAGUAACCCCUGAUAUCCGGAUGAUGAUUGAGAAAUAUUAUGUUGGAAACAUACUGUUAACACGGCGGAACAUUCGAGAUGGUGUUCAAUUGGCACGCCUAACACAAGAUCUACAGAAUAUUGCACAGUCAACAGGAUUUCAGAGGCCCCUCAUUAUUGGAAUAUAUCAGGAAAAUGGAAUGAUAAGUCGAUUAGGCGACGGAAUACGAGGUACUCACUUUCCUGGGGCGAUGGCUUUGGGAGCAACUAGAUCGCCAAGUCAAGCGUUCGAUGUUGCCAAAGCUACAGCAAAAGAGUUGGUGGCUGUGGGGAUCAACUGGAACUUUGCUCCUCUACUGGAUGUGAUCAGCGAAUCAAACUCAUCUGUGAUCGGUGUCAGGGCUUUCGGGGAUGACCCGCAGGUGGUGGGGCGUUAUGGUGUUGCCUUCGCUGAGGGACUGAGGGCUGGGGGUAUCGGCCACUGUGCGAAACAUUUCCCUGGCACUGGACAGAUAACAAAUAAGGACGGAAGUAGGAGCUCUACUUUCAACUUCAAAACUCGGGAUGAGCUAGGCGUAAAUGAGUUGAUUCCCUUUCGGAGGGCAGUAUCGGCCGGACUGGAUAGUGUCAUGUUGACCUCCUCAAUCUGGGGGGAAAGCCUGCUAGGUGAUGGAGGAACUACGGUCCCAGCCGAUGCAAAGCAUAUUAUUCAUGAGGUACUUCGGAGGCAGUUGGGAUACGAUGGGCUCACGGUGUGCGAUGUGACAGACAUGCCUGGCUAUGGGCGGGGACUCGAUGUUAGGGAGGCGGCAGUAAUAGCGGUUAAGGCUGGUUGUGACAUGCUCCAAAUAUAUGACAAGCCAGAAGCCCAAAGAAAAGCAAUUGAAGCAGUAUAUGAGGCCAUUGGGACUGAGAAGAUAGCCAGGAGCGAUAUUUAUCGUUCUUCUAGAAGGGCGCUACAACUGAAGGAACAUUAUUUGAGUUGGAGGACAGCUCUGGCGGCCCCAGAUCCCCAACGUUUAUCUUCUCUAAUGCAGGAACAUCAGGCUUUGGCGCGAACGGUAUACGAGAACUCUAUAACAGUGGUUCGAGACGAAAAGUCAUUACUCCCAUUGUCUUCACGGAUCAGGAGCACUGAUAACAUCCUCCUUCUGACCCCGGUUGUAAGACCACUCUAUCAUCGAGGGCCAGAUGAACUCCCCAUAGACCCAUUUGAGUGUUUGGGUCGAGCCCUCGCUCGACAUCAUCCGAAAGUUAGGCAUGCGCCUUAUACGGUGCGGGGUAUCACCUCGACGCAUGUUGCUCUCAUAAGACGGGCAGCAGCUGUUAUUUUCGUGGCAGCUAGUGCGAACCGCCCGAAUACCAAUUCGCAGCUUGAAACUGCCGGAGCGGUUCACCGCCUCUGUCUGAAUAAACCUCUAGUAACAUUAGCUGCUUGUGAUCCCUACGAACUUUUGACUGAUAGGACAUUUGGGACAUAUAUCUGUACCUAUGAAUAUUCUCCGAUGGCCCUGGAAACAGCGGCUGCUGUGAUAUUUGGCGAGCGCCAUGCUUCGGGGUCGCUCCCUAUCAGUAUACCUGGCACGCCGGCCCUUCGCCAACAGCGUUUGUGGUUUGUUGAGGUAUGGGAAAAGAGACGAGACCUUUUUGCCUCAGCAGACUUAUGGCGAGAUUGCUUAGGGCGAAAAUGGCCACUGGAUGCAAGCACGCUCAGUGCUUUGCUAGAUCGUCCCGGUUAUUCGAAACACUUCGUAGUCCGCCGCGCCAUGACCAACGAGCUCUUAGGACUUGUUGCAACCUACACCGUUAUGGCCGGCCCCUCCCAACUUGUCGGAAGCCUGGCUUUGUUAAUCGUCCGACCUUCUCAUCGGAAUUUGGGGAUUGGGCUGUCUUUGCACGAGGUAGCAGUCCGGCAUUUGUCCAAACAACAAGGGAUAUCAUCAUUGCAACUUGGAAGUAUAUUUCCCCGCCUGUUUCCUGGCUUGCCCGUCGAUUUACCUAGUGAGGAUCUCUCUUGGUUUGCGCAUCGGGGUUGGAAGCUCGAAGACAAAUUUCUGUACGACCUGUACAUGCAAAUCGACACAUGGUCAAUUCCAGAAGGGGGCAUGCCCCCACUGUAUGAAAAGGGGGUGUCUUUUAGUUGUUGCAAUGCGGAUCAAUUCGAUGCUUUGAUUGAGUUUGAAGAGAAGAAUUUUGGCACAUAUCUCGGUUGGGUGGACAAAUACCAGGCAUUGAAGGCUACGGAUGAUAUAGCAGAUGCCAUGAUUGCAUACACAAGUCAAGAGAUCGUCGGAGCAGCUUUGAUUUUCAGUCCAGUAGGGAAUAAUCAGAUAUCAAAAGAUAUACCAUGGCCGAAGAUGAUAGGAGAGCGGGUCGGUGGUAUAGCUUGCAUGGGUGUCAAAGCCGAAUGCAGGGGCCAAGGAGUUGGUCUUGGGUUAAUAUGUGCUUCUAUCAUGGAGUUGAAGCAGCGUGGACUUCGAGGUUGUUUCGUAGACUGGGCCGAUUUUGAAGGGACUUAUAAAGAACUUGGGUUUUCGCAAUGGGGCAAGUACAGAGAAAUCUGGCGCAAUGUUUAAUUUUUCUUUCAUGGACAUGGCGCGCACGCGGUAUGGGGAUUACAAAAAAAAAAAAACAGAAAUGGGGCUUUUGUUCGGUGGUUUUGUACGAGAAGGACCCCAGCUUUUCAUCUUUACGAGUCAUUCCACCACGAGGGCGUUUUUUCAUUACUUUUUCUCUUUUGGGCGAGAGGCGGCUUUCUUCCUUUCGUUUCUUCUGUUUUUAGCUUUACUUUAUUUUAUCUCAUGUAGCAUGUGUUUUGCUUCGGGGGUCUUUCUCCUUUCUCUCUGUAUAUUGAAUAUUUGGGGGGGAGGUGGGCAUGGGAGACUUUUAAACACUUGGUCUUUGUUAUCCUGUUUCUUGUUUUCUCCCUAUUUAUUGGCCGCUUUGGUUGGCCUGGGUUUCACUUCACUUGUAUAUAAGUAUGGUGCUCUUCCUCAAAAAGACUCGGGCCUAUUAAAAUGCUCUAUCCGCCGGGCUAUGAUAUCUCGAGUAUUGGGAUGCAUGCUCUCAUAUUGCUGUUUUUGGAGUAUGGGUUGAAUUAGGAAAUCGCUGUAUCCUGAGUGUGAGAUUGGUUGGAAUAAGCGGAGUCUUUGG
Molecule: messenger RNA, 3968 nt
Organism: Tuber melanosporum (Perigord truffle)
Lineage: Eukaryota; Fungi; Ascomycota; Pezizomycetes; Pezizales; Tuberaceae
Exons: 9
Coding region: 722-3391 (889 amino acids)
Biological process (GO): carbohydrate metabolic process; peptidoglycan turnover
Molecular function (GO): hydrolase activity, hydrolyzing O-glycosyl compounds; acyltransferase activity, transferring groups other than amino-acyl groups
Source: RefSeq, a predicted model, not a curated record